Molecule: messenger RNA, 945 nt
Organism: Peniophora sp. CBMAI 1063
Lineage: Eukaryota; Fungi; Basidiomycota; Agaricomycetes; Russulales; Peniophoraceae
Source: the annotation of a GenBank genome assembly
AUGGACAAUGUCAAUACUCUCCUUUCGGUCCUCGCUUUCGUGGUAGUAACCGCUCUCACAGCUGGUCGUUUACUACUGGACUUUUGGACGCCACCACCUAUCGUGACACGCGACUCGGAAAAGCGGUUCCGUUCAAGGACGCAGAAGACGCCCGUACCAUUACCAACAUUAUCCGAUGAAGCGGAGGUCGACUUGACGGUCAUCAUACCGGCGUACAACGAGACUGCGCGUCUACCUCUCAUGUUGGAGCAAGCGGUCGAUCACUUGGCAUCCGUACCAGACCGGAGUGCCGAAAUCCUCAUCGUCGACGACGGUUCGAGGGACGAUACAGCCAACUUCGCGCUCGCCCUCACCAAGCGAUACGAUGAUGUCGAAAUCCGAGUGUGCGUCCUGGAGAAGAACCUCGGGAAGGGCGGAGCAGUUCGGCACGGGAUGUUGCACUCGCGCGGCAAGAGGAUGUUGAUGGUCGAUGCAGACGGCGCAAGUCGGUUCGAGGACCUCGAGCUGCUCUGGGCUGCGAUGGACAAACACGAAGACAAGCCGGCCGUGGCUAUCGGGAGUCGAGCGCAUCUGGUCAAGACUGAAGCAGUGGUCAAGAGAUCCAUGCUACGCAAUUUAUUGAUGUAUGGCCUUCACACCAUUCUACGCAUUGUCGGCGUAGGCCAUAUUCGCGACACGCAGUGCGGCUUCAAGCUCUUCUCGCGCCGAGCUGCCCGUGCCAUCUUCCCGGCCCAGCACCUCGCAACCUGGAUAUUCGACGUCGAGCUUCUACUGCUCGCAAAGCAGGCGGCCAUACCAGUAGAUGAGGUCCCCAUCGAGUGGCACGAAGUACCAGGAAGCAAGUUGAACGUCUUCAUGGAUAGCUUGCAGAUGCUCAGGGAUCUGCUCGUGUUGCGCGCGAACCAGUUGACGGGAAGAUGGGCGGCGCCAAAAUGUGUUGAUUAG